Messenger RNA from Amphibalanus amphitrite, 1935 nucleotides. RefSeq names its product cell cycle checkpoint control protein RAD9A-like. The record is from RefSeq and is a predicted model, not a curated record. Gene Ontology annotation, biological process: mitotic intra-S DNA damage checkpoint signaling; DNA replication checkpoint signaling; cellular response to ionizing radiation. The transcript is spliced from 9 exons. Bases 369 to 1583 code for a protein of 404 amino acids. Lineage: Eukaryota; Metazoa; Arthropoda; Thecostraca; Balanomorpha; Balanidae. Gene Ontology annotation, cellular component: checkpoint clamp complex.
UGUGGUCGUGGUGGCACUCGGGUUUAUAUAGCCUUGUGAAAAUACUGAAUAAGGAACUUUUCACACACUUAAAGGAAGAUGUAUUUUUUACAUGUGCUCUUGUUUCCCCUUUGUGCUGUAAAUGUCAAAGAUAAGUUGUAAUUGGCAUGUCAUACUGGCUCAGAAAAUGUCAAAGAUAAGUUGUAAUUGGCAUGUUACCUCAAGUUAAACAUUUUUUGCAUACAAAUACCAAGCUUCACCUUAGGUUUACCUGUAAGUAGGUAAGUUAUAUUUGCUAAUGACCUUUCAGACUUUUCCAUCUUUUUAGUGUAAUUUCUCCUUCAUUGUUAUCACUUCUGCCAUCAGUUUGUCUGCAGAGAGCAUUGACAAUGCAGUGUAUUAUACCGGGAUCAAAUAUCAAAGUGUUUGGCCGCGCCGUGCACGCGCUGGCCAGGAUCGGUGACGAGCUGUACGUGGACCCGGAGAGGACGGCCGUCUCGCUGCGCACCGUCAACUCGUCACGAUCGGCGUACGCGUCGGUCGAAUUCCAGCCGACCUUCUUCGCGCAGUACCAGUGCGGCGCUGGUGCCGGCGGCCAGGAGCCCGUCAAGUGCAAAGUGGCCCUCAAGGCAUGUUUGUCGGUUUUUCGGUCUCUGGCAUCGCUGGACAAGUCAGUGGAGCGUUGCAGAAUAGCCCUGGAAGAGAGCAACUCCCGUAUGGUCGUGCAGCUGGAAUGCAAACACAAAAUAAAGAAAACCUAUCACAUCGCCUUCAUAGAAUGUGAAACACUGCAGGCGGUGUACUCGCCGAGCGAGGCGUCCAACCGUCUGACGGCGGCGCCGCGCCUGCUGGUGGACGCGGCGGCCAACUUCCUCACCGGCCAGGAGGAGGUGACGCUAGCCGUCUCCCACCGGCAGCUCGGCCUCCGCAACUACACCGACGACGAACCGGACCCGGGGAAGGCGAUCCGCACAGCCCUAGCUCUGAACCCAGCCGAGUUCGACGGCUACUCGAUCGGCGCAGAGUGCGAGGUCACCUUCUGCCUGCGCGAGCUGCGCGCUGUGCUGCUCUUCAGUGAGCCACUGGCGGCGCCCCUCACAGUCAACUUCGACGGACCCGGACGGCCCAUCGUGUUCUGCUGCUCGGCGCCGUCCACCCUAGAGGCGCACUUUGUACUGGCCACUCUGGCCGAGCGGACCGAGUCGCAGGCGGGCUCGCAGCCGGCGCCGGCCGCCGGCGUCACAGCCCACACGGGGAACGGGGAUCACGUGUCGGCGGCCGCGACGUCCCACAACGGGACUCUGAGCGGCAUAGUGCGGCCCAACAGCCGGUGUAACGGGCGCGUCUCGGACACACCGACCCCGCGCCUCAACCCCGGACAACCAGCGUGCACCAGCACACCUCUGGACCUGGAGCCGGGCGCUGGCGACGGUCCGCCGCCGUCCCCGCCCUCUGCCGCGGCGGACGGCGAUGACGCCAUUCCCGGCACGCCGCCGGCCAAGCGGGCCAAGUUCACCUUCCAGCGGUGCUUCAACCUGACCAUGGACCCGCUACGGGUGCCCGGCCACGAGCGGGUGCUGGCGCCCGACUCUGACGAGGAUUGACGGACCGGCACGCUGUCGGACCGGGCGGCACAGGGCGUGCUCCGGCCCGCGGCGCAGGGGAUGAGGGGAACGCGGCUGUGAUUCGUGAAUCGUGAUACCGUGGCAGUACAAAGAACGGCGGCGUGGGGAGAGAAACCACGUCCGCCACCGGGUGGGUCUCACGGCGAGGUCUGGUCGGCGCAUGGUCUAUCCCCACGGUGUUUUUGCGGGUAAUGUCGAUGUAAGUAAAAUCGACCUUUGUUGCCAUUAUUCCAUUUUCAUGCCUUGUUCACCAAUUGUUGUGUAUUGUCUCAUAGAUAAUCAAUUUUCAUACGUGAUGUGCACUCCAGGUAAUAAACAACAUAAAACAUAA